Messenger RNA from Aspergillus brunneoviolaceus CBS 621.78, 378 nucleotides. RefSeq lists its product as uncharacterized. Bases 1 to 378 code for a protein of 125 amino acids. The record is from RefSeq and is a predicted model, not a curated record. NCBI's taxonomy places the organism in Eukaryota, Fungi, Ascomycota, Eurotiomycetes, Eurotiales, Aspergillaceae. The transcript has 4 exons.
AUGAACUUCUUCCUUCUCCUCCUCCUCCUCCUCCUCCUCUUCUUCCAAGUAACAAGAAGCUUGACAACUACCCCUACUACGCUGCAUAAGUCAGAGACAAGACAUAACGGGGGUGAGAGAACUAUCUACUUCGAUUCGGAUCAAAUUUUACGAAUCAAAUGGCUCGAGAGACUUUUUCAAGGUCAGAAACAAAAUGUUUGUCAUUGUCUGAUCAAACGCCCGACAUCCUUCACCGCUGGUUUUGAUGCAUGGUGCCGUCGGAAGUUCCCUGGUGUCCUCAUUACUCCGCAAAUGGCCAUGCAUCAAACCGUCGUCACUAUGUUUUCCUGGCUUAUCAUAGAAUUCUCAAGACAACAUAUAUCGGGUUGGGCCAGUUGA